This is a messenger RNA of Betta splendens (Siamese fighting fish), 3304 nucleotides long. RefSeq names its product inner centromere protein (gene incenp). The transcript has 22 exons. Gene Ontology annotation, biological process: mitotic cytokinesis; metaphase chromosome alignment; positive regulation of protein serine/threonine kinase activity. Bases 206 to 3043 code for a protein of 945 amino acids. NCBI's taxonomy places the organism in Eukaryota, Metazoa, Chordata, Actinopteri, Anabantiformes, Osphronemidae. Gene Ontology annotation, cellular component: kinetochore; midbody; meiotic spindle midzone. The record is from RefSeq and is a predicted model, not a curated record. Gene Ontology annotation, molecular function: protein serine/threonine kinase activator activity.
GGUUUCAGCGGGUGAGUGGUAGUCGUGCUGUUCCUGUCCGGGGUUUACUUUUAAGACGCAAAGAAAAGUGGCAUCAGUUUAAGUUUUUGCUGCUUUUGUUUAAUUCUCACGUCAGCAUGCGAUAGAAUUUUUUGAUUUUCCAAACAGUGUCGUCGACGAGCACCGGAUUUUCUUUUCUGAAAGUCGGAUAACGAAGGCCGUCACCAUGAACUCCGUACUGUCAUCUGUGCAGUCCCUCAUGCAAAUGUUUGAUGGCAAAACACAAGAAUUCAUUAAUGACAUUAACAAUGUCCACAUGGUUUGGCUUGAGGAGAUCCAACAAGAAGCCAACCGCAUGUUGUCAAGAGAUUUUAAUGAUGAACCAGAGUUGAUGCCAAAAACGCCAUCACAAAAAAAGAAUAGUCGCAGGAAGCGUAUAUCUCUAGGGCGUCAGGAGGAAAAUCAAGCAAAUCGAAGAUUUUCAAAGGGAAGGCGCAGUAAUCUUCGUGGCUCGUCUAGCAAAUCACUAAACUUAAUUCCUGAAGAAAUUCCUGAGUCUUCUGCUUCUGAAACCAAAGCUUCACAGGCUAAGCGACCCACCCGUAAAAACAAACAAACGAAACCUAAUGUGGACGAGGAUGGGACACAGCCAUUUAGCCACAACUGUAAUACAGAGGAUGUGCAGAACAAGAAGCCACAGCUGGUAAAUGAUGAAAAGCCGGACAACAAUAGCGAGAUGGAGGGUAAUCUUUGUGGCUCGUCUAGCAAAUCACUAAACUUAAUUCCUGAAGAAAUUCCUGAGUCUUCUGCUUCUGAAACCAAAGCUUCACAGGCUAAGCGACCCACCCGCAAAAACAAACAAACGAAACCUAAUGUGGACGAGGAUGGGACACAGCCAUUUAACCACAACUGUAAUACAGAGGAUGUGCAGAACAAGAAGCCACAGCUGGUAAAUGAUGAAAAGCUGGACAACAAUAGCGAGAUGGAGAGUACAGAAGUAAAGUUUGAUGGCGCAUGCAUCCCUGCCCAGUCGCCACCAAAGGUACCCUCACCAGAGAUUGUUGUCAGAAUCUCAUCAGUAGACCGCUUGUCUGCUGAACUGCUUGAAAAACCAGAACCCUCUCCCAGUCGUUCUGCUGCAAAGAUUGAAAUAGCUGGAUCUGGUACCAGCUCGCGUCAGAGUUCAGUGCGAUGCUCCCUCAAGCUCCGUCACUCGCUGGCUGGUUUACGCCACAGUAUGACGCAGGAGUCUGUUCGCCGCGCCUCUCGACGCUCCAUGAUGAAGAGGAAAGCUUCUCGUACGGGCAAUUCCACUUGUAGCAGCAAUGUUGCUGAUGACUCCCCUAUGGACUCUGCUGAUGAAGAAGAACAACAGGCUGUGUUGGAGUCAGCUGUACCUGCAGACAAAGAGGAUAAUGCAGGAGCAGAACUUUCAAAAAGUCCAACGUCUACACAGACUCAGGAGCGUGCACAUCUAUCUGUUGGACGUAUUACUCGUUCUGUUGCUGCAAACUCUCCUAAACUGGCGCCUCCUUCAUUGUUUACCAGUGUGGUAACAAUGAGCACCCCACAAAAGACAAUAGGUGUUGCUGACAAGCACCGGAUUACCCAGUCCAGUCGUAGGUUUAAGGGUUGUGAUGCAGGAAGCGAACAUCAAGGAACUAGGGUGUUACCGUCACAUUGGUCACGGCGCAGUACAAAACGCAAAGCACCAGAUACUGUAGAGGAAAGUCCCACAAAACGGUUCUCUCCUCCCAAGAAAAGCCAGAGUGCAAUCAGACCAAAUAUGAGAUCAUUUCUUCACACCGUGCAGAAGAAUCAAAUGCUAAUGAUGACUCCAAAUUCUUUCGGUCGCUCUUCUGCGAUUAAGUCCUUCAUCAAACACACCACUCCGUUGAGAGUUGAUCCUAAGCUCAGUCUUGGUGUAGUGACAAAACAGCGUAACAAGCUGGAAGCCAUUAAAAAGAAGCAGGAGCAAGAGGAUGAACGAAUAAAGAAAAUAGAGGAAGAUAAGAGAAAAAAACAGGAGGAAAUGAAAAGGAAGAGGGAUGAGAGGCUAAGGAGGGUGUAUGAGGCCAGAGUGAAAGAAGAGCAGAGGGAGGAAGAAAAGAAAAAGAAGAUUGAGCAAAAAAUGGCUCAGAUAGAUGAAAAAAAUGAUAAGCGUCUGGCAGAAGAAAAGGCCAAAAAGAAGGUGGCAUUAAAACGCCAAGAAGAGCUGGAGCAGAAGAAGAAACUGGAAGAGGAGGCCAAAAGGAAGAAGCUCCAGCAAGCGGAGGAAGAAAAGCGGCAGCACGAGCUUCUGGCUAAAAAGAAAGCUGAAGAGGAGGAACAGCGAGCUCGUAGGCUGGCGGAGGCUCGCAAAGCGCUAGAGCUGAAGAAGGAGCAGGAGCGCGAGAGGGAACGAGAGUUGGAGAGAGAGCGGCAAGCUGCUGCUGAAAGGGAGCGAGCAGAGAAAGAAAAAGCUCUGGCUCUGCAACGUGAAUUAGAGAGAGCAGCCAGAGAGAAAGAAAGGAGGGAACUGGAGGAGAAAAGGAGGCUGCACGAAGAAAAGAUAAAACGGGAGCAGCAGCAGAGGUUGGCUGCAGAAGAAAAAGCUGCUAAAGAGAGAGAAGCUGCUGCUAAAAAAGCUGCUGACACACGGGCUGCUGCUGCUACUGCCUUGAAUGUGACUGUGGAUAUUGAGAGCUCUGUAAUGACCACACCUAUAGGAAAAGGGGCUGGUCUGAAUGUGACCGUGGAUAUUGAGAAAUCGCCACAGUCUUACUCCCUCACACCAAAUUCUGGAAACUCUUUAAAAAGUACUGAGGAUUAUGGGAUGGACCAAAAUAGUGACGACUCUACCGAUGAUGAGUCUGCACCAAGGAAACCGAUUCCAUCCUGGGCAGAAGGUCCCAAUCUGCAGCAGAUAAUUAUGAAGCAAUACUUCAACCCUCCAGAUUUAGACUCUUUCUUCGGACCAAUUGAAUCACCAAAACUGGAAAACAUCUUUUACAAGAGCAAGCCACGGUAUUUUAAGCGCACCAGCUCUGCUGUGUGGCACUCGCCUCCAGUAGGACACAAGUGAUUCUGUACACGGAUACAGAUGCAUACUGCUGUAUAAUGUUAGUCUUGUUUGUGUUCUGUUUCCAAUAAAAUGUAAUUUUUAAUUUUUUUUUUCUUUUCCCCACUAUUCUACUUGUUUUUGGUGUCAGUGCUGUAGUUUUGUCAGGUAAUGUGCAUGUAGGUGACGUAAUAAAGUUGAUGCUUGAACUUGUAAAACACGUCUGUAUAAUCUAAAUAUUUGAAUUUUCUUGUUUUGAUUGAUCAGUAAAGGCUUUUAUUUGAA